UGAGAGAAAGAAAAUCGCUUAACAAAUUCAUAUUUCAUUCAAAACAACUUUUCUUCUUCAGCUUUCUUUUCACAGUUCACAUCAACCAACUUCAUCUCAAUGGAUUCUCUUCCUUCGGUAUCUCCCUCCAUGGUUCUACCUCCGAGCAAUCCCUUCCGUCGCCAUACCCGCCGCCUUUCUCUCUUUUCUACCCAUCUUCCUCCGAGACUCUUCUCUACACCUCGCGGCCGAACGAGGAGAACGAAGGAGGUGUCCUGCAAAUUAAGCGGCGGAGUAGACGACGGUGGAGAUGAGGAGGUAGAGCGGGCGCUCCAUAUGGACGGAAAAAUUCCUGGAAGCUCCGACGAGUUCCUGAAACGCGUUUCCUCCCGCGCUUAUGAUAUGCGCAGGAACCUCCAUCAGUCUUUGGAUUCUAGCAGCUAUGACGUUUUAGACGACAACCCUUGGAGAGAAACUUCAAAGCCUGUGUAUGUACUCACCCAAAAGGAAAACCAAUUGUGCACGAUGAAAACCCGGAGAAAUAUUAGCGAAGUUGAAAGAGAGCUUGGCUUAUUGUUUUCUAAAGGAAGCAAACGGAGAGCCGCAAUAGAAAAUCAGUCAAAACAAGAAAGGGGUGGGACAAAAUUUCCAAUGCAGGUAGAAGAUAUUAGAGAGGGAGUGCUGGUAUUUGAAGAUGAAAAUGAGGCCGCAAAGUAUUGUGACUUGCUGCAAGGAGGUGGUCAAGGUUGCGAGGGUGUUGCUGAGAUAGACGCCUCAUCGAUAUUUGAUCUUUGCAAGAAAAUGAGGGCUCUUGCAGUUCUAUUCCGCAGAGGGAGGACACCUCCUGUACCCGAAAACCUCAAGCUCAAUCUGCGAGCGCGAAAUCGGUCACUCGAAGACCAAGAUGAUUUGAUAUGAAAUUCAACUCCCUUGUGAUGGGAAAAAGUGACCGUAUGGUAAAUAAUUGUAGCACCCUAAACAGCCAAAAUGAACAAAAAUGUGUAUAACAUAUUCAUUCAUCAGUAUAUAAAAAGAAUAUAGCAUGUAUAUUGUUACUCAAA
Molecule: messenger RNA, 1040 nt
Organism: Lathyrus oleraceus (garden pea)
Lineage: Eukaryota; Viridiplantae; Streptophyta; Magnoliopsida; Fabales; Fabaceae
Exons: 5
Coding region: 100-897 (265 amino acids)
Source: RefSeq, a predicted model, not a curated record